Molecule: messenger RNA, 21765 nt
Organism: Trematomus bernacchii (emerald rockcod)
Lineage: Eukaryota; Metazoa; Chordata; Actinopteri; Perciformes; Nototheniidae
Product: IgGFc-binding protein
Exons: 50
Coding region: 300-21431 (7043 amino acids)
Molecular function (GO): protein binding
Source: RefSeq, a predicted model, not a curated record
ACCUAAAAAAGAUACCUAAUAAUUUAAAUAAUAAAAAACAAAACAACGCUACAGCAUGUUGCUAUUUAAUGAUAAUGCAGAUCACCUGGCGGUUACAAUUAGUCAAUAUAGUGACGUCAACCCGUUUUCCUUGAUUGGCUACAGGUGUGCUAACAGGCUAUAUCUUAACCACCUUUCCCUCGUUGCUAGCAGUGUGGCGCUAGCUCAUCCCUAAUAUUCGAUUUGGGUUUUUCCUCUCAUUUAAAACGAAUUGCUCUAGUUGUUUAAUUCAUGUAAGAGUGUCCCUUUUCUGUGCAGUAAUGCAGUUGUUGCUGCUGCUCCAGGUGUGCCUGCUUGGACUUGGCCUGUCCGUUGCAAGUCCUGGGAGGAGGUUUCUGAUUGGGCUACCCCCGCAUAAUGGACCAACAGGAAAUGUUAGCCAUCAAGUAACUAUCACAGCCAGUGGUAUUCGGACCUCUGUCACUGUAAAGGUCCUGGAAAGCAGCUUCGUGCAACGCAUCUACCUCUCUGCUCACCAGUCAAAGAGGAUUCACCUGCCAUUGUCUGUGGGAAUGACCAGUGACCGCUCCUCAUCCCUCCUCAGUGUGAAGUCUAUAUGGCCUAUUACAGUCAUCACUUCCCUGUGUACCCGGGCUGGCUGUGACCACAGCCUCCUUCAUGAUGUGUACUCCUGGGGUACCCAGUACUAUCCCAUUACUCCUAACUUCCCUAACCAGACUUCUGUCAGCCAGUUGGUGAUCACCAGCUCAGACCAGGCGACGUCAGUGGAUAUAUUUCUCUCGGGGGAAGUACUUUAUGAAGGCAAUAUGUACCAAAGGGGUAGUGUCCUUAAAUUGUAUAUAGGGGUGCUGCAGAGUGUUUACCUCCAGAGCAACUCCAGCCUCUCUGGCUCAGAGUUAAACUCGCAAGAAGCUGUAGGUGUUGUGGUUGGUUUUACCUGUUCCAAACGCACAACUGGCGAUUGCUUUUCUGGAUAUGCUGACCUGAAACCAGUCACACACUGGGGUUUCGAUUACAUUAUUCCUCCCUUGGUAAACACAGGAAUGAGUUAUAGUUUCCUCUUGGCAAUGUCUACUAUCAACUCUGACCUGGGCAUCAAUGCCAGAACCAAUCAAAACACAGUGUCUCUCGUCGGUGGCGUUAUGAAGGUCAUCCCAGUUGCAACCUCAGAUAAAAUCCUCAUUACUAGUGACAGUCCUCUACAACUACUUUUCUUCAGGCAUGACCCUGCACAGCGGCCUUUAACUCUAACAGUACUGCCAUCUGUUGAUGAUAUCUGCCAGACUGUACCUAUGUUUGAGUCAGGUGAUAUGGGUGAGCAGCGAGUUAACAGUACUGACAUAGGAGAUUUGAAGUCUGGUGUUAAAUCCUCCCAGAAGCCCACCUUUCCUCAGCUGCCUGAUAAUGCAGACGCUCUUUACACAGACAAGGAUGUGGGAUACUAUCUGAGUACCUUAGACCGACAUCUCUAUUCUGCACUUUGUGAGAAAACUGCAGCUUCUUGUGAAGAGUUGCACUGUGGUUUCAAACAGAAUUGCUCUAUCGAAGAAGGAAAACCACUCUGCUCUCUCAAUACUAAAAUAUGCUCUGCAUGGGGUGACUCUUAUUACCGCACGUUUGAUGGAAGAGAUUUUGUCCUACAGGGAAAUUGCAACUACACUUUAGUUCAGACCACCUGUCCAGGCCUAAAUGUUUCUGUUCCACUACAGAUUAAUAUAGUCCGAACAUAUUUAAUCAGUGCCACUGUCCCAACCAUCCACACAGUGCAGAUAAGCAUCCAGGGCUUUAAUAUCUCCAUAGUUAAAGAAGACAAAAAUCAUGUUAGGGUUAAUGGACAGAUGAGGAACCUGCCGCUCACCUUGGGAAAUGGCUCCCUGAACUUUUAUCAAAGUGGUUCCAGCGUUGUCUUAGACACUGCCUUCGACUUGGCUCUGUGGUAUGACUGGAAGCAGCAUCUCCAAGUUGAAGUAGGCCCAGAGCUGUAUGGAGCCCUGUGCGGUUUGUGUGGAAAUGCUAAUCGCAGCUUCUCAGAUAGUGUCAUUGACUCUAAUGGCACUAUUAAGACCCUGACUGCAGAUUUGACCCUCCCAUGGGUAGUGAAAAGCGGUGCCGGCUCCUGUAUUGAAGAUUGUGUUGGUGCCUCAUGUCCAGUAUGUACUAGAAGCCAAACUAAAUUUCCUGACAUAAACGGUAACUCCCUUCGUGUUGGGUGCUCCCUACUGAAGCGUAGCGGUGGACCGUUUGCAGAUUGCCACUCAUUGGUUGAUCCUGAGCCAUUUCUUCGUAGUUGUACUAACAACUUGUGUCUCAAUGAAUCUGCCUCUUCUAUGUGUGAGAUCCUGACAGACUAUGCCAACAUCUGCCAGAGGAUAUCGGCCAGAGUCCGAAACUGGAGAACCAUCGCCAAGUGCCCUAUGAUAUGUCCUUUGAACAGCCACUAUGGAAUAUGUGGUUCUGCAUGCCCUGCUACCUGUGGAAACCCAGAAGCACAUAGUAAUUGCACCCUGCCUUGUGUGGAAUCAUGCCAAUGCAACAGAGGGUAUCUGCUGAGUGGUGGGAAGUGCGUACCACAUGGCAAGUGUGGAUGUCUUCACCAAGGUUCCUACUACUACCCCAAGGAGAACUUCUGGAUGGGCAAACACUGCCAGGAGAGAUGUGUCUGCCAGUCGAGCUCCAAGAGAGUCGUGUGUUCUCCGUCUCAAUGCCAGGAUGAUGGAGAAGUGUGCAAGGUUGUGAACGGAGUCAUGGGCUGUCACGCUGAGGGGCCUGGGCUGUGCAUAGCCAAAGUAGAUCCUCAUUAUACCACCUUUGACGGCCGUAACUUUGAUGUGUAUGGAAACUGUACUUACCUUCUCACUUCUCUCUGUCCGACCUGGGGGGACAUGGAAGCUUUCAGUGUAGAGAUCCAGAACCAGAUAAAAGAUGCUACAAAUAUUGUGUCCUUUCGGCAUCUUAAAAUGGUAGUCUCUGGUUAUUCGAUUGAGAUGUCAAAUGAUCCCAGUAACAGAGUUGAGGUAAAUGGUCUCCUGCUGCGUCUCCCAUCCAUAUUGAGCCGUGGCAAAGUGAAGCUUUACAUGACUGGACAGACAAAGUUUAUAGAAACGGACUUUGGUGUAGUUGUAAUGUACAGCUCUGAUAUUCUGACCGUCCAGAUGCCAAGGAAAUUCUCUGGUAAUCUCUGUGGCCUGUGUGGGAACUUUAAUUCUAAUCCAGAAGAUGAUGUGAUGCCUGAUGACGACUCUGAUAUCUCUCAAGCCGUUAGACACUGGAAAACCAGCAGUGAUCAUGAGUGUGUGGAUGUGCCUGUGAACACCUCGGGUUGCAAUUCACAAGAAAUGGCUCUCUAUGAGGGACAAGGUUUCUGUGCAAGGUUACUGGAUAAAGAGGGAAUGUUCAAGAGCUGCCACAAAAUGGUUGAUCCAGAAGGUUUCUACAACAACUGCGUUCAAGACUUCUGUUAUAGUAACCAGACUUCCCUGUGUCAGAUUCUGUCCAGCUAUGUUGCUGUGUGUCAAGAAAUGGGAGCAAAAGUGAAUGAAUGGAGGACUUUCACAUUUUGUGGCCUCUCCUGUCCACCUAACAGUGAGUACAGCCUUUGUGCCAGUCAAAUAUCCGACUGUGUAGAAAACCCAAGUCCACUAGCGGGGAAAUGCAAAGAGGGCUGUUUCUGCAAACCUGGGUAUUUCCACAGUGGUGGGAAAUGUGUACCAGACUCUGAGUGUGGCUGUAUUCACAAUGAUGUCUAUUACGAAAUCCAUGAGAACUUCUACCCUGAUGAUCACUGUCAGCUGCACUGUGUCUGUGUGGGCCACAAGAGAGUGCAAUGUACCAACCACACAUGUCCAAAUGAAACAAAAUGUGGCAUCCAAGAUGGCCAGAGGGCAUGUCAUGCAUUGCAGCCCUUUAAAUGUGCAGUCAUGGGUGGCAGACACUUCAGAAGCUAUGAUGGACAAAGCUUUGACUUUAAUAUUGGAAGCUGCCGUUAUGUUCUAUCCCAGGUGUGUGAAGAGGAAGAGUCUGACCUCACAGUGAUUAUCCAGCGAGAACAGCUGCACCUCAGGGUCCUUGGGGUCAACGUGUCUUUGGAGAUGGCGCAGUUGGGAAAAGUAAAGAUUGAUGGUGUUUUGAGAAGUCUUCCUGUCCUUCUGGAUCACAUUGCAAUACUGCACUCUGGCUUGCUCUCUCGUAUUGUUGUAGACACAGGGGUUGUUGUCACAUAUGGAGCACCUGAUCUGAUACGUAUAGUGAUUCCAGCCUCCAGUAAACAAAUGUGUGGCUUGUGUGCAAACGUCAGUGCUGUUGUCACAAAUGACAAGCGGCUCCCGAAUGACAGCUUUGCAAGUGAUGUUUCCAUCUUUGCAUCUUCCUGGUCACUUUCCCCACCUGGAACAAACUGCUCUAAAGAAUGUGAUCUUUGUUUGGAGUGCAACUCUACCAUGGCAGCUGAAUAUGCAUCUGCUAAUUUCUGUGGCAUGCUGCUUGCUCCUGCAGGAUCAUUUAGUGAAUGUCACUCUGCUGUGGACCCAGAGCCCUUCUUUCAAAACUGUGUGAAUGACUUGUGUUUGUCUAAUGGGAAAGAAGAUUUGUUUUGCAGUAGUUUGAGACAUUAUGCUUUAGCAUGCCAGGAGGCAGGAGCUGAGACCAAACCAUGGAGGGGAGCGAAGUGCUCACUCUUAUGCCCUGAAAACUCACAUUAUAAUAUAUGUGCCAGUGCAUGCCCUGAGUCCUGUGGUAUUUUAUCUAAUAUCCCCUGCCCAUGGGCCUGUUCUGAGGCAUGCCAAUGUGAUUUUGGAUACAUGCGGAGUGGAAAUGACUGUGUCAAAGCUGACAAAUGUGGUUGCUUUCACCUUGGGCACUACUAUGAGAUUGGGGAGAUUUCAUGGGGUGAGGGAUGCUCUGAGCAGUGCAACUGCUCUGCUGCUGCAGACAUGUGCUGUGAGCUGACCUCAUGCCCCAAGGGAGAGAGCUGCACCCUUCUUAAUACCUGGGGCUGUGCAAAGAAAGAUAACAAUACCAAAAUCUGUGAAGAUGGAGAGACGUGUGUUAGCGAACCUCUGCAAACCCAGUGUUGGGUACUUGGAGGUGCACACUUCUACACUUUUGAUGGAAAGGUGUUUGAAUUCCUUGGAAACUGUACCUACACUCUGGUCCAUGUAUUGAAUGACACCAGUGAGAAUACAACAUUUUGGGUCGGGGUAGAGAAAGACAGGACCCCAAACGAGGCUUCCUCUCUCAAAGCUAUUCAUGUCAAGGUGGCUGAAGACAAUGUUACUAUCUACAGAGGGGAAAAAGGCCAUGCUUGGAUGAAUGGUGAGAAAAAGCUACUACCUGUGACUCUACAGUUUGGACAUGUGAAGAUUUAUCGGAGUGGCAUAUUUGUUGUUGUGGAUACGAGUCUUGGCAUCCAAGUGAAGUAUGACUGCUCUCAUGUUGCCACUAUCCUACUCUCUAAUACAAUGGAAGUCUAUGGCAUGUGUGGAAAUAAUAAUGGCAUCGAGGAAGAUGACCUCAGAACCCCACAGGGUGAGCCUGUUGAUGCUACCACCUUUGGCUGGAGCUGGAGAGUUCCUGAUCAGGAAGCACAGUGCACAGCAGAUUGUGGAAAUGCAUGCCCACGCUGCUCUGCUGAGCAGCUUCUGGAGAAAGAUGUAGCCACUCGCUGGAUAUCUAUGCAUGAGUAUAUUUGGUCGCCACAAAAUCCAUUCUACCAGUGCCGGGAAGUUGUAAACUACACUAAAAUCUCUGCAGCUUUGAGCAUGUUUGACCUGUGCUUUAGUAAUGACACUCAGAAGACUAUCUGUCCUGUGUUGGAAGCUUAUGUUGCUGCAUGUCAAAAUGCCGGGAUCAAGAUGGGAGAGUGGAGGAAUGUCACCUUCUGCCCCAUUUCCUGCCCACGGAAUAGCCAUUAUACUUCCUGUGGCUCAUCCUGCCCUGCCACCUGUGAGGAUCCCUUCAGAUCAAGACCCUGCACCCUAGCUUGUGUGGAGACCUGCCAGUGUGAUCCAGGGUUCGUCCUGGUUGCUGACAGCUGCGUGCCCUUGUCCCAGUGUGGCUGCACUCACAAUGGCUCACAUUACCGCAGCAACCAGACCUUCUGGGCUGAUGUGAGAUGCACUGAACUGUGUGUUUGUGACCCCAACACGCACCAGACACAGUGCCAUUUGGAUUCUUGUGGCCCGAAUGAAUACUGUAGUCUUCAAUAUGGAGUGAGAGGCUGCGUGCCUCACGCCCUCCAGACAUGUAUGUACUCUGCUCAUCACAUAGUCACCUUUGACCAGCAUAACUAUGAUUUGCAUGGCAGUUGUCAGUACCAGUUACUGGGCAUGUGUGCAGAAAAACAAGGCCUCAGUGCCAUUCAGAUUCACGCACAGACAGAUGGACACCUAGAGUCAGCUCUUCAUCUCCUGGUCAAUGUGAGUGGUGUGCUUGUGGAGCUGAACAGAAAAAACACCAAGAGCAUAGAGGUUGAUGGUGUCAAGAGGAACAUGCCAUAUCGAUUCAGCUCUACUGCACUGGCCUUCUCUUUAGGGCUGCACACUUACAUCUACACAGAAAUGGGCUUUGAACUGAGUCUCAGCAUAGAAGGCAUCGUCAGCAUUAGUCUCUCUAGUAAAUAUGCUAAUGUGACUUGCGGCCUGUGUGGCAACUUCAACUCUGAUCCUGCUGAUGACCUCGCAGUAAAUGGCACACAGGAGCCUCUCAUUCCCAAGCACUUUGGGAAAGCUUGGAGAAGUGGGCAGACUCCUUGGUGUGUGGAGGGCUGUCUAGGAGGAAGUUGUCCAAAAUGUUCAUCAGAGCUUCUGGUUCGCUUCUCUGACCCGGAGUCUUGUGGGAAGAUUCUGGAAGUUAAUGGACCAUUCAGACAGUGUCAUGGUAAAGUGGACCCAUCCAGCUACUACAAGCGCUGUGUCAGUGACCUGUGUCUUCACGAAGGUCUCCAGCCUGCACUCUGUCACUCCCUAGCUGAGUAUGCUGCUGUCUGUCUUUCCCACAAUGCUACCGUUUCUGCCUGGAGGAGUCCUGGAUUCUGCUACCCGUCGUGUCCCACAAGCACCAGCUACAACAUAAGUUCUGCCUCUGUUCACCUCUGCCUCGGCUGGCAGAAUAAAACGGUAGAGAUGCCUCUAAACAUGGCGGAGAACUGCCUGUGUGAGACCGGUUUGGUUCACAGUGGCAACCUUUGUGUCACUCCACAAAACUGUGGCUGCUUUCACCAUGGAGAAUACUUAACCGCAGGACAGGAGUGGUCUACAUGCAAGCAAAGCUGUUUAUGUCACCCCGGGGGAAACAUGACAUGUCGUAAUGUCUCCUGUGGAGAGGAUGAGGAGUGUAAGCUUAUUAGGGGUGUUCAAGGUUGCCACCCAAAACCCCAAGUAGCACAGUGCUCUGUUGAGGGAUACCAAUACACCACGUUUGAUGGACAUGCAUUUGAAUUUCAUGGUUCAUGUACCUACACCCUUGUGCAGACAUGCCUCGAUAAACUGGAUGUAGAGCCUAUUUUGAUAGCUGCAAUGGGCAACUAUAGUGAGGGAAGGCAGCUAUACAUGCAAGUCAAUAAAAUGCAACUAAGGACGUCAGCGGCUUUUCCUGGAAAAGUUGAGGUAAAUGGAGUUUACGAAAACCUGCCGUUCUCCCAGAGCAACAUCACUGUACAUCAGAGAAAUGGAGGGAUAACCAUCAAGACCCCACAGUCGGUUGAGCUUACAUCAGACCUACAAAACUACAUUCUGGUCAAGAUGCCUGCCAUUUACUACCAGACAACCUGUGGCCUUUGCGGGAAGUACAAUGACGAUCCCUCUGAUGAUCUGCAGCUACCUAAUGGCACAGUGAUCUCUGACCCUGACAUCCUUGGGCUGUCAUGGAAGUUGUUUAAUGCAGACCUACCCUGCAGUGAAGAAUGUGAAAGUUCCUCUGACCUGAACUGCGGGUUUAUCCCCAAUCCAAGGGGACCGUUCUCCUGUCACCAGUUAGUGUGCCCACAGAAAUACUACUCCCUAUGUGUUGCAGAAGGUCGACGCCGGGCCUUGUGUGAUGUGCUGCAGGAUAAUGCAGCAUGUAAUGAGGCAGGGGGGAGGGUUGAGCUCUGGCUGAACACGACAAGCUGUGCUUAUCAAUGUCCUCAAUUCAGCCACUACAGCAACUGUACCAAUAUAUGCUCCUCACAGUGUCCUGAGAUCAGCCUGGAAGUGCUGUGCCCCAGAGACUGUGAGGAAGGUUGCCAGUGUGAUACUGGACACCUUUAUGAUGGCCAUACCUGUGUAUCAGCAGAGCAGUGUGGCUGCCUACAGGAUGGGAGUAGGUUUAAGGCCUCUGAGAGCAAACUGCUACAAAACUGUACUGUAAAAUGCACCUGCGGGCCUCCUCUUGUCUGCGAGCAAUACGCAUGUCCUGCACUGCACAGUUGUCUAGUUUCAGAUGGAAUUGAAGGUUGUCACAAAAAUGAUUCAUGCGAGGGAAAAUGUGAUACAACUGAGAAAUGUUACCUGAGCAACGGUGUGCCCGUCUGUGAGAGUCGUCAGGGUCUGUGCUGGGCCUGGGGAGGCCGGCACUACCAAACAUUUGAUGGGCUAAUCUAUGACUUUGAGGGUACCUGUACUUAUCUGCUUGCAGCCAGCAAAGGAGCAGCAUGCGGCCUGACGCCCUUUAGUGUCUCCAAGAAAGGCUGUAGUGGCAUCAUUCUACAUGCUUAUGGGUUCAUCAUCAAGCUUGGCAGUCAAAAGGGCAGCAUACAUGUUAAUGGUCAAGUGACUUAUAUUCCUGUUAAUAUUUUAGGGGGUAAGAUUCAAUUGUCCCACUGGGAAGGCAAAGCCCUGCUGACAACUGACUUUGGUUUGCAUUUAGUCUUUGAUGAAAACUCUACUGUUCUUGUUAAACUGGAACCUCACUACAAGGGCGAAGUGUAUGGGCUGUGUGGCAAUUUUAACGGCCAGCCUCAAGAUGAAUAUCCUGAUUCCGUUACCAAUAAGAAAAGUGUGGAUUUUGCACAGGCUUACCAACUCUUUGAUGGGGACCAAAAGUGUUGUACUGGCUGCAAGCAUAAAGUGAACCAUGAGAAGUUGCUUGCAGAUUCUGUUUUUGACGACGUCUGGAGGCCGUGUGAAGUGCUCACAGAUCAGACUGGUCCAUUUGCCCAGUGUCACAGUCGAGUCAAUCCAGAUUCCUUCUACAAAAGUUGUGUAGUUGACCACGUGCAAAACGGACGGUCAGAAGUUUCUCUUGAGCCUGCAAUAUAUUCAUAUUCCUUAGUCUGUGAAGCAACCAGAAAAUACAACGAUGGAGUCAUAGUUGAUGUGCACUGUCCACCAAACACUCACUACAAGACCUGUGGCUCGGCCUGCCCUCCAUCCUGUGAAUUUAAUGCCACCUUCUGUAACAAGGCCUGCUUUCAGGGCUGCUUCUGUAACCCUGGUUUCAUUACAAGUCAAAUUGGCUGUGUGCGCCCACAUCAGUGUGGCUGCACAGACUCCAGAGGCAAAUAUCAAAACCUUAACUCAACGUUUUGGUCGCCAGACGAUUGUGGUCAGAUCUGCAUAUGUGGACCGGCUACUGGUGAGAUGCACUGUCGCCCAGCCCAGUGCCCCAGAGGAAUGGUCUGCAAGCAACUACAGCACAAGAGGCUGUGUCAACCUGAUGACCCCAAGAACUGUACCCUUAUUACUGGGCUGCAUUUUACAACCUUUGAUGGACGUCAUUUUGACUUUAGAGACAGCUGUUCAUAUUCGUUGGUUAAAACCAAAGCCAACCUAACUGGAGUAACACCAUUCAAUAUCACUAUCUCUGAUGCAAGUUGCCACAAAAGACUUUUUCAUAGCCUUGAUUUAACGCUCUUAAUGUAUGGUCUGGAGUUGGUGGUGAGAAAAGAUGAGCCAGGAAAGCUUAUGGUUGAUGGACAGUAUAAGGCCUUGCCAUACUCUCACCUGACAGGCCAUGUUUAUGCUUACCGCACACCUUCGUCUAUCAUUAUUCACACUGAUGUGGGAUUGCAGCUGAUUGUCUACAAUACUGGCACGCUAAGGGUUAACCUCCCCAGCAGUUAUGGCUCUUCCGUCUCUGGUCUUUGUGGAAAUGCCAACACUGAUUCUCAUGAUGACCUAAUGAUGCCCAAUGAAGAGCUUGCACAAAAUCGACUGGAGUUUGCGCACAGCUGGAUAUCUCCGGGAUCAGAUGCCUGCAAGUCCAACUGUUCCUCCAGACUGAAGCAUUGUCCUGCUGAGGCACAGAAGCUGUUUGAAGGAAGCGAUUUCUGUGGGGUGUUGUUAAAUGAGCUAGGGCCAUUUGCAGACUGUGCUCUGGUAUUAAGUCCAAAGCUUUACUUCCACAACUGUGUAACAGAUUCCUGCUCAUUUGACGGACACUACUCGGCACUCUGCAAAUCCAUUGCGUCUUAUGCUGAUGCCUGUCAAGUAGCGCAGCUGCCAGUCAGGCAUUGGAGGAGUGACACUUUCUGUGGUAUGUCAUGCCCCAAGAAUAGCCACUAUGAGCUGUGUGGACCUCGGUGUCCUGUUGUGUGCCUCGGACUCUCCUCCCCAGCAAACUGCAGCGGCGUUUGUGAGGAAGGCUGCCAGUGUGACCCUGGCUUCGUCCUGAGUGAUGGCCAGUGUGUGCCGGUUUCUGACUGUGGCUGUGUGCACGAGGGACAGUAUCGCCCUACUGGCCACUUUAUUUUUGAGAAAAGCUGCCAAAAGUGUGACUGCCAAAGAGGUGUGGUGACGUGUAGCCCCAUGGAAAGCUGUUCAGUAAAGGAUGGCCUUGCCUUGAAGUACGGGGUGUGCCAAGUGUUUGCUGGCUUUGGCUACAUCACUUUUGAUGGUGUUAUUCUGCCCCACCACGGAGCUUGCACCUAUGUCGUAUCUGCCCUCUCCUCUAAAGCCUUGCAUGAUUAUUCUCUGCUUCUUAGCUUUAAGGACAAGGGCAUUUUCACCAUUAGCAAAGUAGUAUUUAAUUUGCCAUCAUUGGAAGUAUCUAUUGACCCUGAAUCUCUUUGGAAAGUAAAAGUAAACGGAGAAGAACGCAGAGUGCCUUUUGACAUUGGUGAACUUAAAGCCUACCAAGAUGGCAACAGACUGAUUAUCAUCACACCGUCCGGGGUGGGGAUUGACUUGUCAUCUACCCAAUACCUCAGGUUAACUGUACCUCAAGUAAAUGACGCCACAGCUUCAGGCCUCUGUGGGAACUUCAAUGGAGACAAGUAUGAUGACUUGGAACUGAGAAAUGGCAGUCUGUCCGAGAGCUUCGCAGAGCUCCUGCACAGCUGGGCCGCUCCAGGGCAGCUCUGCACAGACACCUGUGGCAGAGAGUGCGAUGAGUGCAGACUGUCCCCACACGACACCAUGGUCUGCGAUGGCCUGUUUAUCAAUACUACUGAAUUCCACCAGUGCCGGGAUGCCGAUGUGGAGCGUGAUAGUUACACACUUAUGUGCAACAGGGCAGUUUGUGCUUUAGCAGGGCACAUGGCCGCAUGUCUAACACUAGAAGCAUAUUCUGCAGCCUGCCAGGCUAACGGAAUAGCAGUAGGAACUUGGAGAGUGAACACUCCUUGCGCUCUCCAGUGUCCUGACCGCAGCAGCUCAAAGGAGUGUGUUGACUCCAGCUCCAACUCGUGCCCUGCUGUGCUCCAGCCUGGUUCUUCAGCAACGGGCUGUUCAGAAGGCUGUGAAUGCGACAAUGGAAAUGUCUUUGAUGGGGAAGAGUGUGUGCCUUACAGCCAGUGUGGAUGUGUUCAUCAUGGUGUAUAUAUCAAGAUGGAUGAGCAAGUGUACAACGAGGACUGCACCCAGAGAUGCUGGUGCCACCCUUUGGGAGGAGUGAUAUGUGAGGAGGCAGGCUGCAGUCUGGGGCAGCAAUGUGCUCUGAGGAACAGUUUCUGGGGCUGUCAUGACAGACCUGAAGGUUGUGAGCUCAGGGGCAGCCUCCAAGUCUCCACCCUCGGUGGGCAGCAGCUGAGCUUGGACCCUCUGUCAUCUUACAGUCUGAUGUCUCUCUGUGACAAAGCCAGUGUGCACUGGUUCAGCCUGAUCUCUUACCAUGGGCCUUGUGAUGGCAGCUCCAGACUUGUCACUGUGUUUCAAAUCCUCCUGCAUGGAACAUCAUUUAACAUACAGGAAGGCACAGUGAAGGUGAAUGGACGUUUCAUGAGCCUCCCUCACAUCUUGCCAUCAGGGGUGUCCCUGUCAUCUGGAGUGAACCAGGACAAGUCGGAGGUUCUAGUGAUCCUAAGAAGAGACGCUGGGAUGGAGUCAGAGCUUGAGAUAGAGAUUGGUGUUACCAUGGUGACAGUCAAGGUCCCUCUCUGGUACUCGGGCAAAUUGUGUGGUCUCUGUGGAAACCUUAAUGACCUGCACUCACACACUUCAGUCGGGUCAUGGGUUCUACCUGACUUUCCUAGCUGUGGCUUCCCUGUCAUGGGCAUCCUGUUGCUGCUCUGUGCUUUGGGAGCUUUCCUCAGCUGUCCCUCUAAUGCUGGAGGGGCAGGGAGGGAGUUUGCCCUGUCAUUCAUGCAGAAUUAUGCUGCCAACUAUGGCAGUCCUCAUUAUCAGCUAUACAUCACUGCCGUUCAGGCCAAUGCUAAAGUGACAGUGAAAGUGCCUCCCUUAAACUUCAAGCAAGAGAAAACUCUAAAUGCCGGAGAAAGGGUGACCAUCAGUCUCCCUACUGGUGUGGAGAUGUACGGCAGCAAGAGGUCUCCCAACACAGUGCGCAUAGAAGCCUCAGCAGAUGUAUCUGUAACCUCAUUUAACUCCAAGCAGUACACAGCAGACACCUCUGUUGUAUAUCCCACCACUGAAUGGGGUACUGAAUAUUUCAUCUUUACACCUGCUUUGUCCCCCUAUGGCUCCUACAAAGAGUUCUCUGUGACAAAUGGAAAAGAGAGCAAUAAGUUGAAGAUUUUCCCACGCGGCACCAUCAGGUUCGAAGGUCGUGUCUAUGGGAGUGGCAGCCGAAUGGUGAUACAUCUCCAGCCGUAUGAGAGCGUGCAGCUCCAGAGUGUUUAUGAACUCUCUGGUACCAGAGUUGCCUCCCAGCACCCUGUUGCUGUUGUCACGGGUCACACUUGCACAUGGCGCUUUGCCAAAUGUAACCAUGUUUAUGAGCAGCUCCUGCCAGUUAGCAGAUGGGGAUCAAGCUUCAUUGUGCCUCCCCUGACCUUCCAGAGCAGAUUUGACAGCGUCUUCCUCCAGGCCUCGCAGCCCACCCAAGCCACUGUCCACCACGGAAACAAUAAAAAAGUGUUUACUUUGGUCAGGGGGCAAAUAGUAGAGAUCCACUCCUCCAAUCCUGAAACCCUGUCCAUUCAGGCCGAUCAUGGGAUCCAAGUCCUCAUGCUCUUCAACGGUGUCACAAGGAGCUGGCUCAAUUACUACGACCCUUUCCUGAUGGCCAUCUUGUCCAACGACCGCUUCUGCUCCUCUUACUCACUCGAGGCUCUAGAGGGCUUUGAAAACAAAGCCCUGAUAGUUGCACGGACCAGUGCGAUGUCAGAGCUGCGUAUUGAUGGUAAAAACCUGCCACGUAAUGUCGAGUGGAAGAAGGUUACAGGGACAGAUUUCUCUUGGGCGGAGAUGUCCUACCAGCAAAACCCCGGCAACAAUAAACACACUGUGUCCAGCUCUGGUUCCCGCUUUGCUCUCUAUAGUAUAGGAGUCAGCCAGAUGAAUGGUUAUGGUGCCCAAGGACAAUGUAUACAGCCAGGAAGUGGAUCUUUUUCCUGCAGCAGUAUCACCUGCAGUGCCAAUGAGGUGUGUGAAGUGAAGGGCGGGUUUCCCUCCUGUGUUCCCAAGGCCGUGGAAAGGAAGCCUGGCACCUGCUGGGCCACGGGGGAUCCUCACUACCGCACCUUCGACGGGCGACGCUUCGACUUCAUGGGUACCUGCACAUAUGUUAUUGCUAAAAACUGUGGAAAGGAUGACCAUCUCCCAGACUUUGAGGUCCUCGCCCAGAAUGAGAACAGAGGAAGCCUCAGGGUGUCGUAUGUCGCCGUGGUGACAGUGAAGGUUUAUGGCGUCACCAUCACAGUCGUUAGGUCUGAGACGGGUCGUGUGAGGAUUGACAACAGUUUGUGGAGUUUGCCAAUAACCUUAAACAAAGACAAGCUGACGAUGAUUCAGAGCGGUCGCUCUGUGGUUAUCGAGACUGACUUUGGCCUGACUGUCCGCUACGACUGGGAACACAAUCUUGGGGUCACUCUGUCCAGCAGUUACGCCGGUAAGACUUGUGGUCUCUGUGGCAACUUCAAUGAUAACCCCAAUGAUGACUUCACCACGCCCUCCGGUACCCAGGCGGGGGGGGCUGUGGCCUUUGGGAGCAGCUGGAAGGUGCCGGUGAAAGGUGCUGUGUGCAGAGAUGACUGUGUGGGUGGGUGUGAGCGCUGUGAAAACAGCCUGAUGAAGAUGUGGGAGGGUGACAUGUUUUGUGGGCUCAUCACACUGAUAAUAAAUGGGCCAUUCAGCAAAUGUCAUGCCGUCAUUGACCCACAAGCAUACCUGGAGAACUGUAAAUAUGAUGUAUGCAUGGGAGGCGGCCUCCGACACUUCCUCUGCAGGACACUGGAGGCUUACACUGAAGCCUGCCAGAUUGCUGGGAUCCAGGUUCAAGAUUGGAGGAAGAUGGCACGAUGUACUGCUAAAUGUCCAGCAAACAGCCACUACGAGCUCUGCGGCAACGCCUGUCCUGCAACCUGUUCUGACCCAAAUACAUCCUCCAAAUGCAAACGCCCCUGUGUGGAGAUCUGCACCUGUAACACAGGCUUUCUUUUGAGCGGAGGUCAGUGUGUUCCUGCUGCUAGGUGUGGUUGUAGCUAUGAGGGUCGAAAUAUCCCUGCUGGGGAGUCAUUCUGGGCCGACCAGGGCUGUCUGCGGAGGUGUAAAUGCGUUGCUGGAAGCAGACGCGUUGAGUGCCAGGAUAAAGGCUGCAGGGCAGGGCAGCAGUGCCAGGUGGUGGGUGGCAUCCGAGAGUGCCAGGCAGUCUCCCACAGCACCUGCCAGGCUACAGGCGACCCCCAUUACGUGACCUUUGACAACAAGAAGUUUGACUUCCAGGGCACAUGUGUGUACCAACUGGCUGCACUCUGCUCCAAGGACCCAGAGUUGGUGCCCUUUGAAGUGCUGGUGCAGAAUGAUCACCGGGGCCUCAGGGUGGUCUCAUACACAAAGUUGGUGGAGAUCAAGGUGCACUCCCUCAGCAUUGUCAUUACAAAGACACACAAGGGCCUGAUUAUGGUGAAUAAGGAGCUGGUCAACCUGCCUAUCACUCUGGAUGAUGGACGUGUAUCUGUGUUUAAGAGCGGCUGGUCUGCUGUGGUCAAAACAAACUUUGGCCUCAAAGUUUCCUUUAACUGGUAUGGUGCUGUGUUUGUAACGCUGCCAAGCAACUACAUGGGAGCCGUUUGCGGCCUCUGUGGCAACUACAAUGGCAAACCCCAGGAUGAUCUGACCCCAAAGAACGGUGAUAAACCUGUCCUACCAGUAGAUUUUGGCGUCAGCUGGCGAGUGGCAGAGAUCCCAGGAUGCGUAGACGGCUGCAAAGGGGUGUGUCCGAGUUGUGACAUUACCCAGAAGGUUCAAUAUGAAAAAGGCGAUUUCUGCGGUUUGUUGAGAGACCCCAAAGGACCGUUCCGUGACUGCCAUGCCAAAGUGGACCCAGCUGGCUACUUUGAAGACUGCGUUUAUGAUGUUUGCUUGUAUGAGGGCAGAAAGGAUGUGCUGUGUCAGGCUAUUACAUCAUACACAUCUGCCUGCCAAGCUGUGGGGGCCAAGGUGUACAGAUGGAGAUCCAUUCAUUACUGUGCGGUGAAAUGUCCAGUCCACAGCCACUAUGAAGUUUGUGCACCCGGCUGUCAGGCCUCUUGCCAUAGUCUGAUCCCUCCGCAGGGCUGCGAGGCUCAGUGUGAGGAGGGCUGCUCCUGUGAUGAAGGGUACAUCCUCAGUGGAGAUCGCUGUGUUCCCUUCUCACAGUGCGGCUGCGUCUACAAUGACCACUACUACCACAUCGGCCAAGUUUUUUAUCCCAAUGGGCAGUGUCAGGAGGAGUGCAAGUGCACACAAGAUGAUGAGGUUGUGUGUAAGAAGUUCACAUGUGGCCCUAAUGAGAAGUGUAAAGUGGAGGAUGGCGUGCACAAAUGUCAUCCUGUUGGUAAGGGUGUGUGCCACGCCUCUGGUGACCCCCAUUACCGCUCUUUUGAUGGGCGAACAUUCAAUUUCCAGGGCACUUGCACCUAUACACUCUCCAAGAGCUGCGGGCUGGAAGGCACCCACCUGGAGGCCUUCUCUGUGCAGGUGGAGAACGAGCGAUGGAACAAGAUUAUGAACAAAAUGGUGGCUGUCACCAAGCUGGUAGCUGUGGAUGUCUACGGCUUCACUCUCAUCAUCAGGAACAAAAUGUUUGGAGUCCUGGUAAAUGGGGUGUUUAACUACCUCCCUGUGAAUCUUAAUGACGGAGCAGUGCUGGUCUAUCAGGAAGGCUUGCGGUAUGUUAUUGCAACAGAUUUCGGACUGAUUGUCACUUAUGAUCUGGUCUAUCACGUGACUGUCACAGUGCCUGGGAACUAUCGUGGUAAGGUCUGUGGCCUGUGUGGCAACUUCAACGGUGAGCAAAAAGAUGACUUCCAAAUGCCGAACCGUAAGCCCUCCAACAAUGUGAAUGUGUUUGGAAAGUCAUGGAAGGUCACCAUCCCUAAUGUGGUGUGUGAGAACGGCUGCAAAGGGAAAAACUGUCCUGUAUGUGACCCGGCUCGCAAGGCAGUGUUUUCAAAGUCCACUUACUGCGGCAUUGUUACAGCCCCCAAUGGCCCUUUUGCAGCCUGCCACAGUAAACUGGACCCACAGCCAUACUUUGCUGACUGUGUGUUUGAUGUGUGUGCCUCCAACGGGGAUGGGAAGGUGCUUUGUAACAGCAUAGCAGCCUAUGCCUUCAACUGUCACAUGGCAGGCGUGGACGUCAAAGACUGGAGGACGCCUUCCUUCUGUCCCAUGAAAUGCCCAGCCAACAGUCACUAUGAGGUGUGUGCCGACGCCUGCUCUGCAUCCUGCGCAGGCCUCACAGAGAUUGUCCAGUGCUCCAGCAGCUGUACAGAGGGCUGUGAAUGUGAUACUGGCUUUUUAUUCAAUGGACAUGCGUGUGUUCAAGAGACAGAGUGUGGCUGCUAUGACAAUGGAAGAUCGUACAAGCCUGGUGAAGUGGUGUAUGAAGAAGACUGUAACACAAAGUGCACCUGCAAUCCAGAGACAGGCAUCGUCUGUGAAACACAUUCCUGCCCCCAAAGCACCAAAUGCAUGGUCAAGAAAGGAAUCAGGGCAUGCUACAACACAGAUCCCUGCAAAGAUGCCAAGUGUCGAGUCAAAGAGAAGUGCCAUGUUGAGAAGGGUGAAGCUGUGUGCGUCCCAGAGUACACAGGCACAUGCUGGGCUUGGGGGGACCCCCACUACCACACAUUUGAUGGUUUUAACUUUAACUUCCAAGGCACCUGCAAGUACGUCAUCUCCAAGACCUGCGGGAACCUGGAUGGUCUAAUGCCGUUCUCAGUCACUGAGAGGAAUGAUAAUCGUGGAAACACUGCAGUUUCUUUUGUCAGGGAGGUUGACAUUUCUGUGUAUGGGUACAACGUCACUCUCCGCAAGAACCAAGUUGGUCGGGUCACGGUGGACGGGGAGCAGCUGAACCUUCCUGUACAGCUGGACGAGGGACAGGGCGAGGUGUCAGUGUCUCAGCGUGGUCACACUGCAGUGGUGGAGACAGACUUUGGCUUGUCCGUCUCCUACGACUGGAACUCGAAGCUGGUCAUCAAGCUUCCCAGCAGCUACUACGCCAGUGUCUGUGGUCUGUGUGGCAACUUCAACGGUAACAACGGUGAUGAGCUCCAGAAUCCAGCCGGCAAAGCUGUCUCUUCAGUGAAAGAUUGGGGCAAGAGCUGGCAAACACCAGACAAGGACGAGAAGCAUCCCUGCUGGGACACGUGUGAGAAAAACUGUCCUACAUGUGACAGCAACCAGAAAAAGCUCUAUGAGUCUGGGGCUUUCUGUGGGGGCCUUGUAGCCAAGACCAAUAACGUGUUUAUGCCAUGUCAUGGAAAAUUGGACCCCCAGGCCUUCAUGAACAACUGUGUGUAUGAUAUGUGUUUGAAUAAGGGAGACAAAAAGAUGCUGUGCCAGGCCUUGGCCUCAUACAGUCAGCAGUGUCGUGAGGAAGGAAUAAUUAUCAAGGACUGGAGGAAAAAGUUUGGCUGCCCAAUGAGCUGUCAGCGUCACAGCCACUAUGAAAUCUGUACCAGCCCAUGCCAGCCAUCCUGCCCAUUCCCUGAUCAGAAGUCACCCUGCCCUGGUGCCUGUGUGGAGGCAUGUGUCUGUGAUAAGGGUCACGUCCUCAGCGCUGGCAUCUGUGUGCCUGCUAAAAGUUGUGGUUGCUCCUAUCAGGGCCGUUAUUACAAGCCAGGGCAGCACUUUUGGGCUGAUGAGGCAUGCGGUCGCCUAUGUGAGUGUGAUACGACCCUGGGCAUGGUGACUUGCCAUGAGGCUUCCUGCUCUGCCCAGGAGACGUGCACUGUAGUGGAUGGAGAGCGGGCCUGCCGACCCAUCAGUCACGCCACAUGCACAGCCUCAGGUGACCCGCACUACCGGACUUUUGAUGGCCGCCGGUUUGAUUUCCAGGGCACAUGUGUUUAUCAGCUGGUCGGACUGUGCUCGCAGCAGCCGGGGCUCGUGCCGUUCAAGGUGACUGUGCAGAACGACCACCGGGGAAGCAAGGCUGUGUCCUACACAAGGACUGUCACAUUCUCCAUAUAUGGCAUCACCCUCACCAUCAGCAGAGAAUACCCCCACAAAGUCCUGCUCAAUGGGCAGCUCGCUUCGUUACCAUUAGAUUACAAUAAUGAGCUGGUCGUGUUUCUUAGUGGCGGGACAGCCGUAGUGGAAACAGAUGCUGGUAUCACCGUGACCUUUGACUGGAGGGGCAGAGUGAGCGUUUCUCUGCCCAGCAACUACCAGGGCGCAGUCUGUGGCUUGUGCGGCAACUACAAUGGCAACGCUCGUGAUGACCUGACCAUGCGGAACGGCCAGACCAGCAAAAACGGAGCUGAGCUGGGAGAGAGCUGGCAGGUGGCCCUGGUGCCAGGCUGCUCAUCAGUCUGCCAGGGGGCAUGGUGCCAGGCCUGCUCCGACUCCCACAAGAAAAAGUACCAAGCCCAGAAAUACUGUGGUAUAAUCGCUGACCUGGCAGGGCCUUUCAGAGAUUGUCACAGUCGUGUAGACCCUGCUCCUUACCUGGAGGACUGUGUGUAUGAUGCCUGUCAGUACCAUGGCCACCAAGGCUCAGUUUGUGAUGCUGUGGGAGUCUAUGUCUCUGCCUGUCAGAGCCAAGGAAUCACCAUCCGCUCCUGGAGAACAGAUGCCUUCUGUCCAAUGGUGUGUCCAGCUAACAGCCAUUACACCCUGUAUGCCACGGGCUGCCCUGUCACCUGUGCCAGUUUAACCUCCCUCACCACCUGCCACAGGGCCUGCUCAGAGGCCUGCGAGUGUGACGAAGGCUACCUGCAGAGUGGGGAUACCUGUGUGCCCGUGAGAAACUGUGGCUGCUCCUACGAUGGCCAGUACUACAGGAAAGGAGACGUUUUCUACCCCGAAACAGAGUGUGUGGAGCAAUGCGUCUGUGGAGAGAACGGCGCAGUGUCUUGCCAAAAGGCCAAGUGUCGUGCAGGGGAGACCUGUAAGCUUGUAAACGGAAUGAAAGGCUGCCACCCUGAUGGGCAGGGCAAGUGUGUGGCAUCCGGAGACCCUCAUUACAUUUCCUUUGAUGGAAAGAGGUUUGAUUUCCAGGGUACCUGUGUCUACAUGUUGGCCAAGGUGUGUGACGAUGACAAAGGCCGGCUGACGCCAUUCAGCGUAACUCAGGGGAAUGAGAAGUAUGGAAAUGGAAAAGUGGCCGUUACCAAGUCUAUUGCAGUGGCAGUCUACGGUUAUGUCAUUUACAUCCAACAGAAAGUGCCAUGGAAAGUAACUGUGGAUGACGAAAUCCUAAACCUUCCUCUCUACCUGGACAAUGGGCGUCUCAGAGUCACUCAGGAGGGUCGCAACAUAAUAAUCCGCACAGACUUUGGACUGACGGUCCUGUAUGACACUGUCUAUUAUGUUGAGGUGAUUGUGCCUUCUACGUACCAGGGAAAGAUGUGUGGUCUUUGCGGCAACUACAACAAGAACAAUGGUGAUGACUUCAGGCUUCCCGGUGGCAGAAAAACAAACAGCGUUGAUGACUUUGGGAAGUCGUGGGUGGUGGACAUGCCAGGCAAUGUGUGUGGGGGCUGUGGAGGCCAGUGUCCAGUAUGUGAGCAGGCCAAGGCCACAUUGUAUGGAAAAUCGGACUCCUGUGGCUUCAUGAGUGCACCUAAUGGUCCUUUUAAAGCCUGCCACAGUAAGAUUGACCCAGCGGCAUAUGUGUCUAAUUGCGUUUUUGAUGUUUGUGCUGUGGGUGGCAACAAAGAUAAUCUAUGCAACAGUGUCCAGGCCUACGCUUUGGCCUGCCAGAGCGAAGGAGUUCAAAUCCAGCCAUGGAGAAGCAGCUCCUUCUGCCCUGCUUCCUGCCCUGCAAACAGUCACUAUGAGGUGUGUGCCGACACCUGUGGUGGGACCUGUGCCAGCUUUAUUUACCCGUUUACUUGUUCUGAAAGCUGCUUUGAAGGAUGCCAAUGUGACGCCAGCUUUGUUUCCGAUGGCAUGCAAUGUGUUCCCUUGGACAACUGUGGAUGUGUGCACAAUGGCAGAUAUCUAACGGUGGGCCAAGCAGUUGUGGACAAAGCCUGUACGUCCAAGUGUGUGUGCCAGGCCUCUGGGGUGGUGAACUGUGAGAAGCUGACCUGUGCCAGUGGAGACGUUUGUGGUGUAAGAGAUGGCGUAAGGGGCUGCCACGUCAAACAGGGCCACUGCAGCAUCAGCCAAGUUGGCCUCCUCACCUCCUUUGAUGGCAUGUCUGGAGCGAUAGGAGCUCAAGGGGCAUUUGAAGUGGCGUCUCUGUGCGACGAGACCGACAAGAUGUGGUUCCGCGUGGUUGUGGACGUCAGGGUCUGUAGCAAGGGUGCAUCUCCCACUGUCGCCACCUUGUAUGUGUUCUUUAAGGAAACGGUUGUCACAGUUAACAGCCAACAUGUGACCUGGGUAAAUGGCAGGAAAGUGUCUCUUCCCAGCAAAGUGACGAGUGACAUAUCUGUCCACAUCUCAGAGAAGACUGUGAUCAUUGAGAAGGCAUCUGCUGUACGGCUCACCUACUCACUUUCAAAGGAGGUCACAGUCAUUAUUGACAGUAGCCUGUCUGGUAAAAUGUGCGGCGCCUGUGGCAACUACAACAACAACUCCAAAGAUGAUAUGAGAACUGCAGAUGGGAAAAUCACCUCUGAUGUGUCUGUUGUUGUUGGCUCCUGGAGCGCCGGGGACUUUUCUAGAUGUGGUCUGUAGAGAGGUUGGUUCUGCGGUGGUGGAAAGCAUCUGCUAUACAGGAUGAAGAAUUUGAAGUCAUUUGGCAAAGGUUUCUUGUUUUAAGCUGGUUUUUACUCAUCAUACUUCACUACUUCCUUUUGAUUCAUGAAAUGAUAGUGGUUGUUUACUGGCCGUCUGCUCCUCUAUUGUUCACCUUGGUUUAGAGCAUUUUUGCUCAAUCCUGUCCAACAUCUCCAUCUAGCGGAAGAGAAAAUGAUAGCAUCUAUUUUCCAUGGAACAACCUGGAGCAACUGUCUUGUUAAACUGUCCUUGCCUUUUUUGAACAUUUUUAUUUUACAAUGUGUUUUCUUAC